GCUCCUGGUGUGUAUGUUGCUGGGGGAUGUCCUGGGCUGGGUGACCCCUGGAGUUCGUGUUGGGGUCGAGGCUCAGGCCAAUGAAAGGAGAGUCCUGGCUCACAUUCCUGGUGACAUCAUCAUAGGAGCACUGUUCUCCGUUCACCACCAACCUCCUGCAGACAAGGUCCAUGAGCGUAAGUGUGGAGCUGUCAGAGAACAGUAUGGUAUCCAGCGUGUGGAGGCCAUGAUGCACACUCUGGACCUGAUCAACUCUGACCCUCACCUCCUCCCCAACAUCACUCUGGGCUGUGAGAUCAGGGACUCUUGCUGGCACAGUGCAGUGGCAUUAGAACAGAGCAUAGAGUUUAUCAGAGACACGCUGGUCUCCAACGAGGAGGAGGAGAGUCUGAGCAUGGGGAAAUGUCUGGGGGAGGACGGGAUAGAGAUGACCCCUGUUAGAGGGAAGAAACCCAUUGUAGGAUUGAUAGGACCGGGUUCCAGCUCUGUGGCCAUCCAGGUGCAGAACCUGCUACAGCUGUUCAACAUACCACAGAUCGCUUACUCUGCUACCAGCAUGGACCUCAGCGACAAGAGUCUGUAUAAGUACUUCAUGAGGGUGGUGCCGUCGGAUGCUCAGCAAGCCAGAGCUAUGGUGGACAUCGUCAAGAGAUACAACUGGAGCUAUGUCUCUGCUAUACACACAGAGGGUAAGUCCUUAU
This is a messenger RNA of Oncorhynchus gorbuscha (pink salmon), 701 nucleotides long. RefSeq names its product metabotropic glutamate receptor 5-like. The record is from RefSeq and is a predicted model, not a curated record. The transcript is spliced from 4 exons. NCBI's taxonomy places the organism in Eukaryota, Metazoa, Chordata, Actinopteri, Salmoniformes, Salmonidae. Gene Ontology annotation, biological process: regulation of synaptic transmission, glutamatergic; trans-synaptic signaling by endocannabinoid, modulating synaptic transmission; G protein-coupled glutamate receptor signaling pathway. Gene Ontology annotation, cellular component: postsynaptic density membrane. Gene Ontology annotation, molecular function: adenylate cyclase inhibiting G protein-coupled glutamate receptor activity; G protein-coupled receptor activity involved in regulation of postsynaptic membrane potential. The annotation marks the transcript as partial.